Colletotrichum gloeosporioides is the source of this 1260-nucleotide messenger RNA. RefSeq lists its product as uncharacterized. The record is from RefSeq and is a predicted model, not a curated record. The transcript has 4 exons. Bases 1 to 1260 code for a protein of 419 amino acids. NCBI's taxonomy places the organism in Eukaryota, Fungi, Ascomycota, Sordariomycetes, Glomerellales, Glomerellaceae.
AUGAGGCUGUCGGUCAGUGUCCACGGGGUCUGGGAUACGGUUGGCAGCCUCGGCUGGCCCAAGAUGCCUUGGGAGAAGAUUCGCACCGAUGGAAGCGCCGAUGAACUUCGAUUCGCCAGUCUGGAUGUUCACCCGAACGUCGAGCACGCGUUCCACGCCCUAGCCCUCGAUGAAUGGCGCACUGCCUUUUCCCCCUUUCUUUGGGGCAAGAGGGGCAACAGCACGACCCAUCUUCGCCAGGUAUGGUUUCCGGGAAGCCACAGUAACGUCGGCGGGGGUUUUGAGGAUCAACAGAUCGCGACCAUUGCGCUUGCAUGGAUGGCGGAUCAAUUCGCCUCAGUCGGAGUUGAGUUUUCCACCCCAGAAAUGAAGCGAAUUUUCUACACUCUCGAUCCAUCUGUCGAAGCCCGAGAAUGGGGCAAGGGUCGGAUCUCUAGUCCUUCGGCGACGACUGCUAUUCCCGAUAAAGCUUACAACGCGCUCUGGUACCCUUGGCAGACGGUAACGGGUGGGAAUACUGUGGCUGGCACGCGCACACCGGGGUCCUACAUGGAGGAUGGCAGGAAAGACGUCAUCCAGGAACCGAACGAACUCACCCACCCAUCCGUGCGCAUUCGCUAUCUCUAUGAUGGUCUUGGAUUGGACGACAAUGGCGACUGGGAAUGUUCUGCACUGACCAAGAAUGGGUACAAAUUGCAGAAGAGCAGCGUCCCUCUCCAAGUCGAAGACCCUCACCACAAGCACUUCAUUGCGUCGACGUACGAGGCGCUCAGUGGGACUGUCGCAUCAGUUCACGGAGGAUUGCCGAUCGACCCCAGUACCGAUCAUAAACUGGUCCUCCACCAGCUUCCUUUUGAGUCUGAUCUCUACCAAUUGGAGGAAGCGAAGAACAACUGGGUAUGGGAGAAGGACGGCAAGGUUCUGCCAGAAGAGCGCAUUGGAAUGUGGGAGAGGCUAUUCAUUGAAGUCAACCACAACCUCCUUUACAGACAAAAGGAGACACAGAGACUGAAGGAAGAGCGGGAAGCAGCUGAGCCCAAGAGCAAUGGCUGGUUUUCUGGCAUCCAGUCUUGGGCCGAGGAUAAGGCCAACACUGCACGCAGCGCUGCCGGUAGUGCUCUCACCAACACCGUGGGCAGACUGCUCCCUAGCUCCGGGAAGCUCAAGCCCGCGGACUAUCACCCGGACUUUGGGUAUCACGAUUUAGUCUCUUGGCAGAGAGGAGAUGCAAUACAAACUAGCAGAAAGAUUCGAGCCUAG